This is a messenger RNA of Gavia stellata (red-throated loon), 1164 nucleotides long. RefSeq names its product Smad nuclear interacting protein 1 (gene SNIP1). Gene Ontology annotation, biological process: miRNA processing. The record is from RefSeq and is a predicted model, not a curated record. Gene Ontology annotation, molecular function: mRNA binding; protein binding. The transcript has 4 exons. Bases 1 to 1131 code for a protein of 376 amino acids. Gene Ontology annotation, cellular component: nucleus. NCBI's taxonomy places the organism in Eukaryota, Metazoa, Chordata, Aves, Gaviiformes, Gaviidae.
AUGGAGGCGGCGGCCGAGCGGCGGCGGGAGCGGCGGCGGCGGGAGGUGGCGGUGAAAGCCGAGAAGCGGAGCCCCCGGCGCUCCGCCUCCCGCUCGGCGCGCGGUAGCCAGUCGCCGCCGGCCGAGGAGCGGCGGGGCCCGGCCGGGCCGCGCCAGGGCAGCCGCGGCAGGAGCAGCAGAUCGCCCAAGAGGAAGAGCAAGUCCGGGCGGAGGAGCCGGUCCCCGCGCGGCAGGAGGAGCCGCAGCCCGCACCACGCCGCUGUGAAGGUGAAGCAGGAGCGAGAUGAUCAUUGUCGUAGAGGAAAUGAGGAGCGAAAGCAGAGAUACCCAUCAGAACAAGAACACAGGAGAGAGAGAAGUGGUGACAGAGAUAGACACCGAGACCACUCAGACAGAAGGAAGAAUCCAAAUGAAAGGCCUGGAGUUCGAGGCCACGAGCGAGAGAGGGAUGUUCAGAACAUCCGUGAGCAGCAAGCAGAGAGGGAGUUUUAUAAUGAGAGAAGACGAGAGCAUCGACAAAAUAAUGAAGGCAGUGGUGUUGACCAGAAUCCAGAACUUGGGCAAUCUGAUAACAAACCUAAAGAAAAAGCUUCGGUAAACAAAGAGAAGCCAAGCUUUGAACUGUCUGGUGCGCUUCUAGAGGAUACCAACACUUUCCGAGGUGUUGUGAUUAAGUACAGCGAGCCUCCCGAAGCUCGAAUUCCAAAGAAGCGAUGGCGCCUCUAUCCUUUCAAAAACGAUGAGUUUCUCCCAGUCAUGUACAUUCACAGACAGAGUGCUUAUCUUCUGGGCAGGCACCGCAGAAUCGCAGAUAUUCCAAUUGACCAUCCCUCUUGCUCAAAGCAGCACGCUGUGUUUCAGUACCGGCUUGUGGAGUACACUCGUGCCGACGGUACCGUUGGCCGCAGAGUCAGGCCCUACAUAAUCGACUUGGGCUCUGGGAACGGCACUUUUCUAAAUAACCAGCGGAUUGAACCUCAGCGGUAUUACGAACUAAAGGAAAAGGAUGUACUGAAGUUUGGGUUCAGUAGCAGGGAAUAUGUUCUUCUCCAUGAAUCUUCAGAUAAAUCUGAGGCCAACACAAAGGACGAUGAUGAUGAGGAGGAGAAGGAGGAAGAGUCUGACAGUUAACAGAUGAGGAGGAAAUCGGGGUGGGGGGAGGGC